Molecule: messenger RNA, 2279 nt
Organism: Drosophila rhopaloa
Lineage: Eukaryota; Metazoa; Arthropoda; Insecta; Diptera; Drosophilidae
Gene: ZnT33D
Exons: 2
Coding region: 52-2244 (730 amino acids)
Biological process (GO): response to zinc ion; zinc ion transmembrane transport
Cellular component (GO): plasma membrane
Molecular function (GO): zinc ion transmembrane transporter activity
Source: RefSeq, a predicted model, not a curated record
AUGAACAAAUUAAAAUUCCAAAAUAGUUUUGUACAUUGAUACGAAAGAACUAUGAGCAAUACUUCACCAAAGAAACAAGAUGGGAACUCAAAAGAUACAGAUUCUGCGGAAGAUGAUGAGGAGGACUUGCAGGAUGCGCUGAAGGAAAUGGUAAAAAUUCCCGAUAUUGACGAAAGACCGGGGACAAGUAGACGUCACUUUGAGGUGCAAGAUUCCCCUGAGAAGGGUGAACUAAAAAAAAAGUCAACCCGAAGAAUAAUACAAAAAGACCAAGCCGAACAAGGAUCGCAAACCUGUGAAAAUCGUAAAAAAGUUAAAAAGUCAAGCACUGAUAAAAAAGAACUGGAUAGCGAUGACAGCUGGGCUGCGCUGUUCAUAAAGAGGUUUUCCUGGACAAGGAAUCCAACUGAAGCCGUUUCGACCAGAAGUAACGCGGUCAAUCCUACUACCAAAAUUUCAUUAGCGGAGGUCACAGAAAAUAAUCUCAAAACAGGUGCAACGACUAAAAGCAAAUCUUCCACAGAAACUUCAAACGAAAGUCUAAUACGAACAGAUCACUAUGGAUAUUCAAAAUCAAAAACUGGAGAAACCAAUCAAAAUCAAUUAAGUGAUGAGGAAUCAGGAGAUGAAUCGGCUGAGUUUCUUGAUAAAUUAAAAAAAAUUGAGGAGGCCUCCAAGCCUAAGUCUUGGAAGAGGCCAACGCCAAUAGUCAUAAAAGCCAAUCCGAUUUCUUCUACCACCAAAAAGACUGAGGAUGAAGUGCAGGCGAAGCCACGUUCCGACAAUGAAGACAAGCAUAGGUACAUAAAUAUUUUAAAGGUUCCAUUUCAUCGUAAUCUAAAUUAUGCUGCAGAAAAUGAAACAAACAAUCAAACGACAAACAAUCAACCUCCUGAAGAUGUAGAUACUAGGACAUCUCCCGAGAAAGUAUCAUUAGGAAGUCCUCCUCCGAAUUCAGCCCUGAAAUUCGCACAAAAAAAUGAGAAUAUCGAUGGGAAAUCAGGAGAAAAUCCCAGAGAAAUUUCUGCAGAAAAUGCGGAACAAAAAAAGCGUGUUAAUACCGAUUCGCAAAGAACUCUAACAAUCACGGGGCAUUCGCAUAUCACCACGAAAUGGCAAGAUCACUGCCAUUUUAGGGAUUCGCAGCAAACGGGUUCGGAUAAGGUCGCCAAACGGAAACUAAUAACCGCCUGCUUUCUGUGUACCAUCUUCAUGAUCAUCGAGAUUGUCGGGGGAGUCAUUUCCAAUAGUCUGGCCAUCGCCACGGAUGCUGCCCAUUUGCUUACCGACCUGGCCUCGUUCCUCAUCUCCCUGUUUGCACUGUACUUGGCUGGAAGACCCUCGUCGGAGCGUCUGAACUUCGGAUGGUAUCGGGCAGAGGUCAUUGGGGCCAUGAUAUCCGUGUUCUUUAUCUGGGUUGUCACAGGCAUCCUUGUGUAUAUGGCCAUUAUGCGGUGGGUACACCAAGAUUUCGAUCUGGAGGCCAAGAUAAUGCUGAUCACCUCGGCAUUGGCCAUACUAUUUAACAUAAUAAUGGCGGUGCAGUUGAACCAUGGUCACUCGCACUUUUCCCCGGGAACAUUAAGGCGAUCGAUGGCGAUUGGAUCGCAGGAUCACGUAAUGGUGGGAAGAUCGGUGUCUGCUCAGUUUUCUGUGAAGGGAGAACAGAACAUCAACGUGCGGGCGGCUUUGAUCCAUGUGAUAGGGGAUCUCCUCCAGAGCGUUGGGGUUUUUGUGGCCGCAUUGAUCAUAUUCUUCAAGCCGGAUUGGGCCUUCAUGGACUCCGUUUGCACGUUCCUCUUCUCGGUGCUGGUUCUUGUGGUCACAUUUAAAAUCUUAAAGGACGUACUCAUGGUCCUGAUGGAGGCAACACCGGACUUCAUGGACUACGAGGAGGUGAAGCGAACAUUUCUCUCAAUUCCGGGCGUAGAGCACGUCCAUAACCUGAGGAUUUGGGCUUUGUCCAUCAAUAAGAUCGCCUUGUCCGCCCACCUGGCCAUUUCGAAGGACGCCGAUCCCCAGCUGAUCCUCGAGGAGGCCACCACCCUCAUCCACAAGCGAUACAGAUUUUUUGAGACCACCAUCCAGAUCGAGGAGUAUUCGCCGGAUAUGGAGAACUGCGAGAUGUGCUUGAGUCCUUCGGAUAAAAAGGAAGAUCGAAGGCCAUCGGACUUGGAAGAAGGCGUAGGGGGUGGUGACCGGAAAAAGGCAGAAAGGCGGCCAUCGGAUACAGAAAAUGGUUAAAAGCUGCAGUAAAUUUAAUUUUGCAAUUCUAAAUU